AAACCCUCAUUGUUUAUAAUCAACAUGAAACAGAGUGGGGAGAAGACUCUGAGAAGAGACUGCAAAUUGAAAGAAAAGGAAGCAGUGAGAGGUUAAUUCUGAUUGCUUUCAAUGAUACUGGAACAUUUGCUCUCUGCUGAAUAUUGCUGAGAAAAGAAAAGGAUCUUGAACCAUUUAUUAUUUUCAGCAUCAUGUGUAAAUCCCUCAGUUGUGAUUUGUAAGAGCUGAACUUCUGUAGGAAACAAAAAACACAUUACAAUUAAGUAACUGUGUUUUGAGUUAGAAAAUGAAAAUGAGUCAAAGCAUAUUUAAAUAACAGUGAUACGAAGUUCCAUAUUUUGAACAUUUGUUUUUAAUGACUGAAAGAAAAUAGAAGGACCAAGAAGAUGGAAACUAUGAAUGUAUUCCUGGCUUUGACUGUUCUUAUUCUCUUGGGGAAUCUUGAACCUCUAAUAGUAGCCAAACUUGUCCUGGUGAAUAAAGGGAUUAGCCUUGAAAGAGGACGAGUUGCAUAUAUAACUGAAAACGAGCUACAGUUCAACAUUUCUAAAGAGAGAGAUUCUUGCAAAGUAGAGGUGGUUUUAAAUGAGCCAGUGAUGCAAAGAGUUGGGAAACUGACACCUCAGGUAUUUCAUUGCCACUUUCUACCCAAUGAAGUGAAAUACGUUCAUAAUGGAUGCUCACUCCUUAAAGAAGACACUGUGAUGCUGAGGGUAUAUAGGUUUACACCACUGGAGACUAUGGUAGAGAAGUUUGUUAUUAAUAUAAAGAUCAGAAGCCCAACAUCAAGUCUUGCUGAAUUUGGACAAGUUCAUCUAGAAGUUCCACAUUUCUUUGGGAUUUCUCAGCCCAUUGACAGAAACAUUUUGAGUUUUAAAUAUAAUGGGUUUGGUAAAGCCUGCACAGUAAGGAUCAUGUCAUCUGAAUCCCAGUUUCCUGCUGUUGGUCAACUAAUUGCUGAGGACCUUAAAACAGAUAAAAGUGAAGAUGGACGAGUGCCCACUAAACUAAAGAAAGAUGGAGAAUCCAAAUUACCUUGUCCCAACAAUGCGGCCUGUCAUUCAGGAUUGAAAGAAAUACGUGAUCUAAAGAUGAGUUGUGAAGACUUCCUGGAGAUGGGUCUUAGGUACAAACACCUCAGUCCUCCAUCACCUGAUAAGGAUUAUAUCUCAAUUCAAGUAGAAAUCAGAGAAAAAAAGAGCAGAUUUCAGUUACAGGCAGAAAAUGUAUGGAUUCCUGUAAAGAUAAAAGGUGCUAUUCCAAAUGGAAAACCUCAGGCUGCAUUCAUGGCCAUGUUCAUCUUGGAAAUAGAUGAGUUUAUUCUUACUCCUCUUACAACAGUGACUUUGGAUGCUGUAGAUGAAGAGACCCAAAGAGGAAGACUGGUGUUCAACAUUACUAAGCCUCCUCCUCAGGGAUAUAUUACUCAUCUGGAAGAUCAGUCAAAAAGCAUAACUUCCUUUACCUGGCAGGAUUUGUAUGAUAUGAAAAUUGCUUUCCAACCCUCCAGUAUUUCUCAUUCUGAAAGACAGAACUAUGAGGUUGAAUUUCAAGCAAUUGAUAGUUUCUUCAUGAGCAGCUUGCCUAUCGUGGUUCAUUUUUCAGUACGAAGCGCUGUAACAAAUGCUCCUAGAGUUGCAUGGAACAUGGGACUUGACUUGUUAGAAGGACAGUCUCAUCCAAUUACCUGGGAAUCGCUUCAGAUUGUAGAUAAUGACAAUCUUCAUGGUGUUCAGCUACUUGUGGUGGAAGGCUUAAAUCAUGGUUGGCUCACAGUCCAAGGUAUGUUGCUUCCUGCAAAAAAAAGCUUCAAGUUUGGAGUUAAACAACUCAGGGAUGGAGUUGUCCGCUACCAUCAUGAUAACAGUGACACAACCAAGGAUGACAUUGUCUUCAAAAUCUCUGAUGGAAAGCACAGUGUAAGGCACAAGUUUCCUAUUAACAUUCUUCCAAAAGAUGACAGCCCACCAUUCUUGGUAAACAACCUUGUCCUUGAGCUGAAAGAAGGGGACACUGUCCUUAUUGAUAAUCAUCUGCUUAUGGCUGCUGAUUUUGACUCAAGUGAUGAUUAUAUCCUCUACAAAAUAUUCAAACCACCUAGUGCUGGAGAACUUAUAAAGCAACAAUCCCCAGAUGGAUCAGGUACCUCUGUGUCCAGCUUCUUCCAAAGAGAUCUCUUCCAUGGACUUAUUUAUUAUCACCAUUUUGGAAAUGAAAUUUUUCAAGACUCAUUUGAAUUUAUCUUAGCUGACAGCCAGGAACCACCUAACCUUUCAGAUCCUCAGAUUGUGAUGAUCCACAUUAUGCCAGUGAAAGACCAUUUGCCAGAAGAAGUCCCUGGGACGAUAAAGCAUCUUGUUGUCAAAGAAACAGAGAUUGCACACAUCACAAAGGAUAAUCUCCAUUUUACAGAUGCUGAAUCACCUGACAACCAACUUAUAUAUACGGUUACAAAAGCCUGUUUCUCACCCACCUCGCCUGGGCUAUAUGAUGCAGGAAAGCUAAUUUUCACAGAUAAUGUGAAAAGUUACAUGAAAAUUUCUCCUUCCUCUGCAUUAUCAUCUUUCACACAGCAUGCUGUAACCCAUAUGAAAGUGGCAUACAUGCCCCCGUUAAUGGAGAUGGGCCCUGACCUGUUGUUUGUACAGUUUGAAUUCUCUGUCAGUGACCAGCAGGGAGGAACGAGGACUGGUCUCUUUUUUAACAUCACAGUGAUGCCCGUGGAUGAUGAAGCACCUGAGAUUUUCACGAAUCAUCUAAAAACAGAAGAAGGUACCGGUGUAUUCAUCACUGCAGAACAUCUAAUGGUUACAGACUUGGACACCAAAACCAGUGAUAUACAGAUUGAACUGAAGAAAUCACCUUUACACGGAUACAUUAAACUACAUGGAAAUAUUAUGCUGGAGGGGGAGAAAUUUACCCUAUGGGAUUUGCACUCUUCCAGUGUUUGGUAUCAGCAUGACAGUUCAGAAACCCUUGAAGACAGGGUUAUAUUUUCAGCAACAGAUGGAUUUAACACUGCAGAUGGAACAUUAAGAGUACAGAUUAUUCCAGUUAAUGAUGAGCCACCAGAACUGCAGCCUGGAUUGAAAUCAAGUUUGGAGUGCCUGGAAGGAGGACGAAUUCUCAUCACUGCUGAAUAUCUCUAUGCAACAGAUGCUGACAGUGAUGAUGCCAGACUCACUUAUAUGAUUGUGGGGACUCCAAAGCAUGGUGUGAUUCAAAAGGAGAACUUCAUGGUGGAUAGGUUCUCUCAAAAUGAUGUUACUCAAGGUGCCAUCUCCUAUGUUCACACUGGAGGAGAAAUAGGGCACAGGUAUAUCAUGGACAGCAUAACUUUUGUUAUCUCAGAUGGAGAAGCUGGAACAGCAGAUGGCUGUUGCAUUGAUAAAAAAAUCCUACCACCUAUUCCCCUUCAUUCCAGUUUACCAGUGCAUGAUCUGAGCAUCAGAGUAUUGCCUGUUAACAACCAGUGGCCCUUGAUUCGAACUGGAGAGCUGUUUGUAGUGGAAGAAGGCUCUUCAGCACGUAUCACUUUAAAAUACCUGGAUGCAUCAGAUGAAGAUUCAAAACCUGAGGAGCUAACUUUCUUCUUGGAGACAAAUCCUGUGUAUGGUUACCUGGAGAAUAUUCUUCCUACACCUGGAUAUGAGAAAAGCAAUGCUGGGUUGAACAUAAGUGUCUUCACAUUUCAGAAUCUCCAAGAUGGUUAUAUCAACUAUGUUCAGGCUAAGCAUGAGCAUUCAGAACCCACCUCUGAUGGCUUCAUAGUAUCAAUCAGUGAUGGUCUUCAUAAAUCCAUAGCAAUACCUUUCUACAUUGUCAUUUUUCCAGUUAAUGAUGAAAUUCCACAGCUGCAACUCAGAAACAUAACAGUAAUGGAAGGCAACAUUGGGACAAUAGGACCAGGCACCAUUAAUGUUGAAGAUUUUGAUGUCCCUCAAGAUCUGUUGAGAUUCUACAUUGUUACUCCACCUCGCCAUGGGAUAAUACUAAAUGGAAUUUAUGGUGGAGAAACUGAACAUUAUAGGAAAUUAAGCCCAAUGGUACUUCAUCAAGAUUUAGAGAUUCACAGCUUUACUUUGGAGGAGUUCAAACAAGGACUGAUGCUUAUGUACAUGCAUGAUGACACAGAAAGCCUAGAGGAUAGUUUCACCGUUCAGCUGACAGAUGGCAAGCACACAGUCCAAGGGACACUUUACAUCUACAUCAUGUCAGUCAAUGAUGAAACCCCUCAUCUUUCCAGGAACACAGGUGUAGAAGUUGAAGCCGGGGGCAGUAAAGUUAUUUCCAGUGUGUCAUUAGAAGUAGAAGACAAAGAUUCUCCAAGGAAUCAACUUCAGUAUGUCAUCAACAACAAGCCAAAAUGGGGACACCUAAAAUUAAAGACUGCCAGUAGCUUGAGCACGCUGCACCCUGGAAGGAAUUUCACUCAAGAUGAUGUGGACAUGAACCGCCUCUGGUACUUCCAUACUAACAUCCUGAUUCCAGAAAGUCAUGACAGCUUCCUUUAUGUGACAGAUGGGCAGAACAGCUCUCCACCAGGAAGCUUCUAUAUGUUCAUUAAAAGUAUGGUCAAAGGUGACAUUGUUCUAUUCACCAAACCUGUAACUUUAACAGAGGGUGACAGGGUGACCUUGACGACAGAUGUUCUUAUGGCAACAGAUGGCACUGGUAAACCCGAGAAGCUGCUGUAUGCCAUUUCUGUGCCACCUGUGCAUGGUCAGAUUGAGUACAUCAAUUAUCCCGGCGUGCCCAUUUCUCGCUACAGCCAGUUGGAUGUUGUGGCCCAGAAGGUCUGCUACAUUCAUGACAAUAGCCACGAGGCUAGUAAGGAUUCAUUCAGUUUUAUCAUCAGUAAUGAUCAUAUGGAGAAAAAAGGCCAGCUAGAAUUAAACAUUGAGCGCACUGACCGGAUUCCACCUACUUUACUUUAUAACAAAGGUCUCCAUAUUGUGGAGGGUAGCAAAGGAUUCUUAACUUCAGAUAUUCUUCAGCUUACAGAUGUAGACAGUCCAGUAAAAAACCUCACCUAUAUUAUCACCCAGCACCCACAAUAUGGACAUUUAUACUUGAAAGAAAUGGUCAUACACUGGGACCAAUUUACACAAAUGGAUGUGGAUAAUACAGAAGUGUACUACAAACAUAAUGGAGGAGCUGGGCAAAUUGAUAAGUUCUCAUUUAUAGCUACAGACAAGGUCAAUCAUGGAGUUUUGGUGAAUGGGCAAUUGAGAGAUGACCCCAUUGAAUUUAUAAUACAGGUAGAAUGCCAAGACAAAAUGGUUCCAAAACUCUUAGUAAAAGUGAGCCCAAGCACCAUACAAAACCUGAAAGAUGGGAGAUUAGCUAUACCUAUCACAGUUCACAACCUGAAAGUUACAGACGAUGAUAGCAAAGAUGAAGAUCUCAUCUUUAGUGUUCGGCGUCAGCCUUACUUUGGGUAUCUUGAAAAUCCAAGAGCAGGUGGUCUACUGAAAAAUUCUUUUACUCAAGAUGAUUUAAACCAGCAUAAUAUUCGGUACAUUAUAAAUCCCACCAAUGAAGUUACUUCUGAUAGCUUUGAAUUUGAAGUCUCGGAUUCAGCUGGCAAUGCAAUAGUUCCAGAGAUUCUUGAAAUAAAAUGGUCUCGUAUAGAACUGGCUGAAACAUGUUAUCGCAUUUGUGAAAACAUUGGGUCUCUUCCUAUCAAAAUUCUAAGGAAUGGAGGGAGUGCUGAGCCAACAUUUGUUGGAAUAAAGGUCCAAGAAGGGUCAGCUAGAAAUGGCUUGGACUUCAAACAUAGUACAGCAAAACUGAUACAGUUUGAUCCCGGUGCUUCUACCAAGUUCUGGAAUAUCUUCCUUCAGGAUGAUGGCCUUGAAGAAAAUAAUGAAGUAUUUAAAGUAAUACUGAACAAGCCUAAAAAUGCUGUACUGGGACACAAGAGGGAAGCAACUGUUCAAAUUCUAGACACCAGGACGGGUGGCUGUCCUUCCACAACCUCCCAAAAUGAUGACACUCAAGAAAUACAAGAAAGGACCAGCAACAGUUCACAAGGCAUAUUGCAUGCUGAUCAUUCUUGUAUACCCAGUAGAAGAGGAAAUGUCCUUCAGGAUGAACAGUAUUUGAAUAAGGAGAAUUCUCAUCCUGAUUCUUCCCCUAGAGGAGAAGUUCCUCAGAUGGAUCACUGGCUUGAUCAUAAAACUAAAUCUAGGAAAUGCCCUUCCAGCUGGACACACAGAGGCAAAUAUUGCUACAUUUUGAGUUCUGCGAGUAAUGUAACAUGGGAUAGUGCUGAAAGAGCCUGCAGGAAAUGGUCCACUGGUCAUCUAGCUAGUGUGCAUUCCCCAAAGGAGAUGGCAUGGCUCUGGAACUUUGCCAAUAAGCAGCCAUUUUGGAUUGGAUUAAAAGAAGAUAAAAUGGGCAGCUGGGUAUGGACUAAUGGCCGGCCAGUCACCUUCCAUCAUAUCAUAGAAGGAAAGGAAAGACCACGUAGGACCACUGAAGAAAGAUGUGCAUUUGUCCAAAUGCAGAAGCAAUGGGCUGCAAGAAUAUGUAGACAGAGGCUGAAUGGAAGAUAUGUUUGUUCUAUCUCCUCAGCAGCUUCUACUUCCCCCAAAAUGCAAACAUGAAUUAGUCGGAAUGUGAUGCUGGCAAGGGGAUUUCAUAAGAUAUUACCAUGAGAAGCAAAGUUACAACAAAUUUUAGAAGAAUAGCUGUGAAGUUACAUAAGACAUUGAUUGUAAAACUGCUUCAUAAAACAUCUUGAUGAAGGCCAAACGUAUUGUCCUUGAUCUGUUUUGGUCAACCUGCUAGGUCUUCUGUUGUCAGAUAGUUCUUGUGUUAUCAGAUUCAGGUGUUUACAUAAUAAAGUCUAGAGAGCAAAAAUCUGCAGUUGACUGUUUAGAAGAUUUUUUGGAAACCAUCAGCAACACAUCAGUGCAGGCCCACUUACCUUCACUUCUAGAAUAAAAGUGGUCCAAAAGAUAAGACUAAUAUCUGUAUCUCAUUGUGAAUUAAAGAGAACAGUCUUCUGAUAUUGACAGUUGACUGGCAUAGAAAGGCAGGAAGCAAAGAAAAGAUAAGUAAUGCUAUUCAAAUAUAUAAUUUUUAGUACCAACAGAACCAUUUUAGAUUAUUGUUCAUUUGGAGGCUUACAAAGGAUUUUUUUAUCUUUUGAAAUUCCAAAAGACUGGAUCAAGUGGGGCUAGGGAAACAACAACCUGUAAGCUGCAUUUGUCACCAAAUUCUUUUUUGUACUACCUGAAGCCUUUCCUGAUGUCCCCAAAUCCCCCAACCCCACCAUAAAAUAAAAAAGAAAAGAAAAUCCAGAAUUGUGGUAGAGGUUUUUAAAAAGCUUCAAGGGGUCAUAUUUUUUUUCCUUGGGGUCCUCCAGGAAUGGCAAAUUUUGUGAUUCAACCCACCCCAUGUCCAAGAAACCCUCUGAAAGAGAGGAAAAUGGAAACUUUAAGUGACUCAGUCAUAUUGUGAUUGGGUUCUCACAGGCCCUUCAGCCUGUUUUAUGGGGGUAAAAUUUGGUUUGUGCUGCAAUUGCCUACGCUAGGAUGAAGAAGAGGCCUUCUGCACUCAUUAUUUCAUUGGUCAGGAUCUUCAAAACCUCUGCUCAACAUAAAAUGAUUUGUUUAUGUAAACAGACCCUUCAUAUUAAUAUAGUACCUAACAAACCUUAGAAACCUUAUUAUGGUAGAGAAGGUAUUUAAUAAAGAAUUAGUCAAGAAUUCCAUUAGGUUUUCUAAGACCUUCUAAGGGUCAUGUAAAAAUUAAUAGACAAAAACAGAUAUUUUUUGUUUCCUAUUACUAUGAAAUCUCUGUUGAAUAAGAUCAUUGCAUCCUUUCAGCUUUAGAGAGCAUACAGUUAAUGCACUGAGGCUCCAUCAUUCCCUGGCCAUGAAGUUAAUGGUGCUGUUCAUAUAAACCUUGGCCUCAUGUAUGAUUUGGAACCCCGCAAGCUGUUGAGUUAUGACAAUGGUAUGUUUCUUAGGUUUACACAUUCUGUUUAUCAAUAUGAAAGCCAGUGACAUUUUGGGAGAAUGAAAAGUAAACAAAGAGAAGUCACACAAAUUCAAAUUACAUAUGACUUUUGUCAGAUGGUGCUUUUAUAACUGGUUGAAACAAAUCAAUAGCAAGAAAAUAAUUUAUACUGAGACUGUAACUUAGGAAGAGCAAAGCUUUCACCCCAUCAAGUUAGGCCUUUACUCAGUGUAGGAAUGAAAGUUAAAUUUGCAUUGUCCUUCCAGUUUUCAGUUCCCAAUCUUUGCUAUACAUGUUGAAUUUCUGUAGUUCUAUACUUAGUAAAUUGACAUUUUAAUUCCUUUCCUAAAUUCAUUAAAUAUUAUAC
Molecule: messenger RNA, 8338 nt
Organism: Sceloporus undulatus (fence lizard)
Lineage: Eukaryota; Metazoa; Chordata; Lepidosauria; Squamata; Phrynosomatidae
Product: FRAS1-related extracellular matrix protein 1-like
Biological process (GO): cell communication
Cellular component (GO): membrane
Source: RefSeq, a predicted model, not a curated record